Messenger RNA from Malania oleifera, 510 nucleotides. RefSeq names its product protein SMALL AUXIN UP-REGULATED RNA 51-like. Gene Ontology annotation, biological process: response to auxin. Bases 1 to 510 code for a protein of 169 amino acids. The record is from RefSeq and is a predicted model, not a curated record. The transcript has a single exon. Lineage: Eukaryota; Viridiplantae; Streptophyta; Magnoliopsida; Santalales; Ximeniaceae.
AUGGAUUCAAAGAAGCCAAACAAGAUCAGUGAGAUAGUAAGGCUUCAGCAGAUCCUCAAGAAGUGGAAAAAGCUUGCAAACACACACAGCAACAGCAACAGCAACGGCUGCAGCAGCAAUGGCAGUAGCAAAAGCAUUAAGUUUCUGAAGAAAACACUUUCCUUCUCAGACAGCUCCAGCAAUAUUGGCAUUGGUUAUGGUUUGUCUUCGGGGGACUCGGUUCCGAAGGGAUUCCUUGCAGUGUGCGUGGGGAAAGAGCUGAAGAGGUUCAUCAUCCCAACGGAGUAUUUGGGUCACCAAGCCUUUGGGAUUCUGCUGAGAGAAGCUGAAGAGGAGUUUGGGUUUCAACAGGAAGGGGUGUUGAAGAUCCCAUGUGAGGUGUGUGUGUUUGAAAAGAUCUUGAAGGUCGUGGCGGAGAAGAGGGACAUCUUUUUCUUGCAUGAUGAGAUCGGUUGCUGCCCUUCAGACUCUGAGUUAACACGCUCUCCUCAUCCUCAGAUGUGUAGAUAA